Messenger RNA from Caenorhabditis briggsae, 591 nucleotides. Lineage: Eukaryota; Metazoa; Nematoda; Chromadorea; Rhabditida; Rhabditidae. The transcript is spliced from 3 exons. Bases 1 to 591 code for a protein of 196 amino acids. The record is from RefSeq and is a predicted model, not a curated record.
AUGGCUCGAUUGGAAUGUAAGAUUUGUACACUGGAGUAUAAAACCAACAUUGCGAAGCUGACUCCUCGAAUUUUGACAAAAUGUGGCCACACUUUAUGCGAAAGCUGUUGCGAAAUACUUUCCAAUCAAAACGAAACCAAGGACUUGAUAUGUCCGUUUGAUCGAAAAAUGACUAAAAUUAAUCAAAAUGUGCAAGAACUAAUGAAAAACUUUGCUAUCACGGAGUAUCUUGAUGAAUUGAACCAAGCUGUUCAACGAGGAACAAACCAAACGGAACAAGAUUUUCGAUUGCCGCACGUCAAUAGAGCCGAAUCCGAGGACCCUGAAGAAAAUCAUUUCAUUGAACAACUCUACAACGUACUGGUGCGCGAAGAUGAAGAGAACAAUCGUGACUUCGAGUUGGAACUAGACCGCCCAGUGACUCCAGAUGACGAGAUUCCUGUUGGAUAUAUGCACAACGUCUAUGUUAGCGAUUCGGAUUCUGAAGAUGAAAACUACAGGCAAAUGGUGAACGAUUUGGCGCGCUUCAACAUUGGCGACUAUGGAGACAAUUAUGAGGAUUUCGAUGAAAUCUUUAUCCAAGAUGAAUAA